AUGGUUUUUCGGUGUGGUAUUGGAUGCAGUACAAGAUCAACACUCAAAGUGACAACUCUUACAAUUUUGUUCCUUGCCCUGGGUUGCGAAAAUAACGCUGAUACGGAGCAAGAUGUUAUAUGCGAUAUAGAUUUGCUUAAUCUGACGCGAUAUGAGGAUGUAAUGACCAAAGAAGAUUUGGAAGAUGCCGAAACAGCGCUUUGCAUUUACAUCGCAGAAGAGGCUGAAGAGAUUGUCAAAAAAUUCAAGGAGCUCGGACAAGCCGCAUCAGUUCUCCUAGAUAAAAUGCUAAACGAGACUGCCACCCGGUUCGCACGAUCGACCUCCACUUCGAAGCUUCAUGCCGGGAUACUUUUUCUCCGGGUGGCUCAGGGUCUAUUCGGUGGUUCUGAUACCAAGUGCUAUGACACAGUCGGAUGCUUUACAAAAGGCGGUGAUCUGACUCUUCCCAGCGGCUUCCCAAGCUCCCCCGAGAGUGUCGGCACAAAGUUCAAACUUUAUUCUAGGCAACACAAAGACAAACCAGUUGAAAUUUCUGAAUCUUCGCCUAAAGAAACCUUAAAGAGCUACUUCAGUACCAAGAAGGACUUGGUGUUUAUUAUUCACGGUUUCGGACAAGGGGAACACAGCGAAAUACCCAUUAAGAUGAAGGACGCAUUUCUCAAUAAGAUAGAUUGCAACUUCGUCGUUGUACUGUGGACUGAAGGUGCGAAGAAACCGUUGUAUAAUAUUGCUGCAGCAAACACGGCCCUUGUUGGAAGGCAGAUUGCGUUGCUUCUUAGGAAGCUAACUGGAGAAUUUCCAGAGACUGUUUUGAGUUCAGAAGUUCACUUGAUUGGCUUUAGUCUUGGUGCCCAUGUCGCCGGAUUUUCUGGAAGGACUUUUACGUUAAUAACAAAUAAAACUAUAGGAAGAAUAACUGGACUCGAUCCAGCCAACGCCUUGUUCACGAACUCGGGUGUGCAGUUGAGAGCCAGUGACGCAGAUUUUGUUGACGUCAUUCACACCAACAAAGGAAAAGCCUCCAGUGGAAAAAUGGGGAUUGAUAAGCAAUGCGGUCACGUCGACUUCUAUCCGAAUGGUGGAUCAAGACAGCCGGGGUGCAGCUGGUUCAGCAUUGGCUGCAGUCACAGGAGAUCGGCGGAGUAUUUCGCUGAAUCACUGACGGACGAAACUUGCAAGUUUGUGUCGUAUUCCUGCACCAAUGGGCUGCAGGACAGCGUGGACGCGUGUAAUAAAAACCAAAGUGACCAAUCCGAAAUGGGAUACUACAGCAAGGACGCACUAGGACGGGGAGCGCAGAUGCUGCCAACAAAUGGAAGACCCCCGUAUUGCAAAGUGUGGUAACGAGAGUUCAUUGAAAUUUACACCCAAUCAAUCUCAGAUCAAAUAUUGGACCAAAUAAAAACAACGAAACUGUA
Molecule: messenger RNA, 1421 nt
Organism: Ixodes scapularis (black-legged tick)
Lineage: Eukaryota; Metazoa; Arthropoda; Arachnida; Ixodida; Ixodidae
Product: phospholipase A1-like
Exons: 7
Coding region: 1-1347 (448 amino acids)
Biological process (GO): lipid metabolic process
Molecular function (GO): lipase activity
Source: RefSeq, a predicted model, not a curated record